This is a messenger RNA of Postia placenta MAD-698-R-SB12, 4323 nucleotides long. RefSeq lists its product as hypothetical. The transcript has 10 exons. NCBI's taxonomy places the organism in Eukaryota, Fungi, Basidiomycota, Agaricomycetes, Polyporales, Adustoporiaceae. Bases 1 to 4323 code for a protein of 1440 amino acids. Gene Ontology annotation, molecular function: protein binding. The record is from RefSeq and is a predicted model, not a curated record.
AUGUAUCAGUCAAGCCCGCCAGAGGUCAAAUCGCAUAACAAUAUGGACAAGUGUAGUGUCGUCCUCAAGGUGAUCAACGCAUCGGGAUUUUCGAUCAAAAGCGCCGUAAAGAGGAAACCCCGCUCUUGCGUCAGAAUUCACGUCAACAAGGAUCGCGUGUAUGAAACCACAGCCACGGAUACCGAUAUGCCGCUUUGGAACAAGGAGUUCAAAAUCGUUGGUGUGCAGUACGACACGAUCCUAUCAUUUGUUCUCUGUGACAAUGGUCUCGUACCCCCACUCACGCGCUGCCGCUUGGGGUCAGCUAAUCGCACUGUCGAAGAGUUACUGAACUUACAGCCGGAGAUCGGAGGGUUCACACUGCCGCUUACCGGAGGCACCUCGAAGGCGCUCAUAGCCAUUUCAAUCAAGGAAGAAAGCUUGGCAGAAGGAAUCGACUCUAGUCUCCAGCAAACACGGCGGGAAAUGGAGGAAGCCAUUCACCCACCCCUGCCUGGAUCGGGUUCAACUGUGUCUCAACACCUGAAAGUACUCGUGGACUAUUUGGAAAAUUCCAGACGUAUACUGGACGCCGUUGCACAACUCCAUCCAUACCUGAGUAUGGCGAUCAAAUUGGCUACCUCGGUGUAUAACAUCGUGAAGGACCAGCUUGAUCGUGAUCUUGCAGUCUUGUCGCUCGUAGAUUCAAUGUCAGCCCUGCACUCUUUUGUUUCGUCGCUCGAAGCGCUGAAGAACGACUUUGGCCUUCUCAACCGGCUCGAGCUUACCAUGAAGUCAAUAUUGCUGCAAACAGUGGAAUGCCUGAUUUACAUCGAGCGAUACAGUGCACACACGUUUGCAGGAAACGCUACCCGAGCACAAUUUAUAGACAUCGACAAACGGAUAGAGGCCUUUCGUACCACAUUCGCCAAACUGGCGAGCCAAUUGGACACUGGUCUCGCCACGCAGGUAACCAUGACCACCUUCCGCCAGGAGUUGAAGCUGGAUCGACUAGUUCUGAAGCAAAGCCUUGACCCCAUCGAAACGACGCCACGCCAGAAGCCCUGUCACCCUAAUACGCGUCACAAUAUCAUCAGCUCUAUCACCACUUGGGCUUACAACCAAUCUGCGGAACCCUCGAAUAUCUUAUGGCUGCGUGGCGUUGCAGGCUCGGGGAAGAGUGCCAUUGCAAAUAGUCUCGAGACGCUGUUCCGAGAGCAGGGUCGCCGCGGUGCAUUCAUCUGCUUCGAUCGAGAACUAGCCGCUGAAGCAAACAACGACCCGUUCAGGGUUAUCAGGACCCUUGCAUUCCAGCUCAGCCAAUUUGAUCAGCGCAUCCACAAGGAGGUAGCAAAGGCUGUCGAGAGAAGCCCUCCCAACAUGCAGCUUGAUGCUCAAUAUCAUGUCUACCUCCGACAGCCUUUGAUGUCCUCCAUCGGUCUCGUCGACGAGGGUCCUAUUGUAAUUCUGAUUGAUGGCCUUGAUGAAUGCGGCUCUGAAAAGCCGCCGAGUCGCUCAAGAUACUCACGCAAACCGCUUCUGGAUAUCUUGGCACAGAUGGCGACCCCGGGACAGCUCCCACCUUGCAUCCGUAUAAUCAUCACGAGCCGCCAUAUCGACGAUUUCGAAUUUGCACUCCUUCGACUCUCGUCGACUUUCUUAAUACGUGAUCUGGUAGUCUCCAGAGAUGACGAUUCAGAUAUCGCUAUCUUCAUGCGGGACAGGUUGUCUCAGACUGCUCGCUCGCACAAACUCGACAAGGAUUGGCCGGGAGAGGACAGACUCAAGAGGUUCGUGGAACGCGCUGAUGGUCUCUUUAGCUGGGCGCAGACAGCAUGCGACACGAUAGAAUGUGCUGAGUACCCGUUUUUGGAGCCGGAUGAUGUCCUUGAAUCACUGCUUGGGAGGGAGAGUGCGCAACAGGACGACAGCCAGACGCUUGACGAUCUGUACGAUAAGGCGCUUCAUUCGUCCCUCGACCGCUAUUGGUUAAGAGACUAUCCUACGGCCUACAACACCGUGUUGGGCGUCAUUCUGGCGGCGAAGGAGCCAAUCUCUGUCACCGUGAUUGAUCAACUCCUGGGGGGGCCACGAAGGGCGAGCAAAGUCCUUCGGCCCCUGCGAAAUCUGCUUCAGUAUUCCGACGACCACGAGCCAGUGCACUUACUCCAUCUAUCAUUCCGUGACUUCAUCUCUAGCCCAGAUCGUCGUGAAUCACGCUGGUUCAUCGACGUGAAUGAGCACGAUCGACGUCUUGCGAGCCGCUGUAUGGAUGUCCUCCGAGCAUCCUUCCAGUCUUCUACCCGUCUAUCGCAGACGUUUACGUCCCCAGGGUCCCAUGCAAACAUAUACGCAUGCACUCAAUGGAUACUCCACACCUGUGGCAUAGCAGUGUGUCCUACCGAAUUCGCACGAGGUCUGCAAGACUGGCUGGAAGCGUAUCUGAUCAACUGGCUAGAGGCCAUGUGUGAUUUGGGGAAAGCCAGAAGCAUCUCUAGGCUACUUGAACAACUCUCCGUAUGGGUUGAGGCGAUUUAUGAUGGUGUUCGUUUCAGCUACUUCUUCGCGGAAACUAUCGCAACAGGCCCCCCUCAUCUUCGGCGUUCCGCAAUCCCAUUUGCACCCACAGAAAGUAGACUCUUCAAACUGUUCCAUCAUUCGGAUGCCCCGACAAUCAUGGGGGGCUACGUACCACAGUGGUCACCGGCAUUGCGUCUGUUCAAAAAGGACAGGGAUGUCGACUCUCUGGCCUUCUCUCCAGACGGAAGGAAAAUCGUUUCCAGCGGGUAUCAUGUAGCGUCCCCGGAUGCCCCUUAUGUCUGCGUGUAUGGCACACAAGCGUGGGCAGCAUCGGCGAAGGGAACCAUAUACAAGGUGGAUACCAAGACCGGAUACCUUCUCUCCGAAUACCAUAUGUACAAACUGGAUGGAGUACCGACUGCGCACAGUGUCGCUGAUUUAUGGGUACCGUUCGAUGCCAAGGAGACCCCUACGACCCCUACGUCCGAGUCGACUCAAGGCCUGCAUGUUGGUCCAUCCUAUCGCAGAGAUAUGAAGAAUUCGAAUACUCACUUCGAUAUCCAACCGACCGUGAAGUAUUACGACGAGUUAACGCAACGUCAAUCGCCGACGUAUAGCUACGCCAGAUUCACCCGUGCUGCAUUCUCUCACGACGGGUUGUGGGUCGUGCUGGGUUCGGAAGAUGGCAGUCUCUGGCUUGUAGACCUUCAAACCCGCACUAUGCCGUACGCUCCCCUGCAGAGUGCGAGACUCCAGGGUCGUAAAGCGGCCUUGCGCAUGUUCCAUUCCAUUGACUUCUCUCCAGACGACUCUUGGUUCGCAUCGGGAUCCGGAGAUGGUAUGGUGUACUUAUGGGACAGGAAGACUGGCAACCUUCACAACAAACUUGGCGCGCAUACCCGCGAAGUCACGGUAGUGAAGUUCAUCAGCAGCAAUAUUCUUCUCUCCAGCGCGGAGGACGGUUCCAUCAUUAUGUGGGAUUUAGACAAGGGGCUCCCCUCGCGAACGUGCACUGUGCCCGGCAUUUUGCCGGCCGAUGGGUUCGAGCCGUUGGCGUUUUCCUCGGACGGCACGAAGCUAGCGACAUGCCUCGCGGAUGGCACACUCCGAAUACUCGAUGUCGCAACAGGCGAACCACUUGGGUCGGACAUAAUAGGUCACUUUAAUCCAGCUGCGGCCGCGGCAUUCUCAUGCGACAAGGAGAAUCCUCACUUGGUAUCCGCGGCAUUUCGCGACCCGAUACAUAUCUGGGAUCUGCAAAAGAGAAGCACAUAUGACUGGAGACUUUCCCGGCACCACCGCCCUCCGCACAAAGUGUCGUUUUUCUCGAGCGGACUUCGCGUAGUCUCGUGGCGACACGAGGACCCUCAGCAAACGAAAGUCUGGGAUGCGGGUUCGGGACGGGAAAUGAAGAUGAGCCCGUAUGAUGUUGGUGCCAGACCCGACUCAACUGGUUCUACGCUUCUUUCGUCGUCCGGCGAGCCAGUGCAGCUACUUGCUAACAAAGACAGCGAAAUCGUCCCGUCCUACUUGGAUCACACGUCUCAACUCAACGCGGCCGCGGACAACUCGCGCGUAAGCCUGCGAAUCGACGAGAACGUCGAGGACGAAGACCAUAAGAUCUUCGAGGACCUGUCACUCGAUCUCCAAUUCGAUAUCGAGACUGGGAUUCUAUCGUCUCGCGAAGGCAAAGAAGUCUGGAUGCUUCCGAAGGAGUUCGAAGCUCGGUCGUAUGCUAUAUGGCGCAACUAUCUUGCGCUAGGGUUGUGGAACUGCCGGGUCAUUGUAGUGUAUAUACCAGAGGAUCUGAUAGUCAGCGUCUGA